Molecule: messenger RNA, 462 nt
Organism: Guyanagaster necrorhizus
Lineage: Eukaryota; Fungi; Basidiomycota; Agaricomycetes; Agaricales; Physalacriaceae
Exons: 2
Coding region: 1-462 (153 amino acids)
Source: RefSeq, a predicted model, not a curated record
AUGUCCCACUCAGACUCUUCACUGCAAGAUACCUUCAUUAUCAAUCUAUUUUUAGAAGUUCCUGCUGAGAUCCUACCACCUCUGCAGCAGAAUGAGACAGAGGCUGAUCAAAAAAAUCUUUGGUUGGAAGUUGAAAAUGAUAAUAUUAAUGUUGACCUAUACAUUGUUGGUGAAACACCUCUGAACACUCCAAUUCCUUGGACGACUAUACAUCUCGAGUUAUUUGGUACUAAAGAGAAUUCUAGAACAUUCUUUAUCAAGGCUAGAAUUCAUAUGCCGAAUCCCAACUGCCCAGCAUUCCACUUGACUGCCAAAGCCCUUGAUGGCUUUAUCCUUUUCUAUAUUCCUCAUUCUUACUAUGGUAUAAUUAUCAUCAACUGUAGCACCAGUGACUUGAAUGAUCAUAUCAUGCUAUUGAGUGGGAUGUAUGACAGUUCUACAGUCAUAUCUAAAUCAGGAUAG